This is a messenger RNA of Mugil cephalus (flathead mullet), 1604 nucleotides long. It is a transcript of the gene nipsnap1, whose product is annotated as nipsnap homolog 1 (C. elegans). The record is from RefSeq and is a predicted model, not a curated record. Gene Ontology annotation, cellular component: mitochondrion. Lineage: Eukaryota; Metazoa; Chordata; Actinopteri; Mugiliformes; Mugilidae. The transcript is spliced from 10 exons. Bases 182 to 1003 code for a protein of 273 amino acids.
GCGCACUGCGCACUGCGUGGCCCGGUCAAUCAGACUUGUUUUUAAAUCUCCGGCGGAUUAGUCUUUAUGUCUAUCUAACUCCAAGCCUGAUUAACGCAGCACACACCACAGGCGGGAAGGUAAACAUUAACCAGACGAGCACGUUUACGUGUCAAAGAAAGUUUUAAGUUUGCGCAGGAACAUGGCGGCGGCUGGAUGGACUAAAGGACUGUACAGGUCCUCUGUCAGUCUGCAACAAGCCACCAGGAGGUUUUCAGAUAGCGGCGACAAAGGCUGGUUCCGGUCCCUGUUCGCGCACAAACUCGACGCCAGGAAAGAUGCUCACUCCAACCUGCUGUCAAAGAAAGAGACCAGCAACCUGUACAAGAUUCAGUUUCACAACGUCAAACCAGAGUGCCUGGAAGCUUACAACAGUCUAGAAGCUGAAGUGCAAAGCAGGCUCCACCGGGACCAGGACUAUCCAUGUGAGGUGGUGGGCAGCUGGAAUACCUGGUAUGGAGAUCAGGAUCAAGCUGUGCAUCUGUGGCGUUACAGAGGAGGUUAUCCAGCUUUGACUGACUGCCUGCAGAAGCUGAAGAGCAACUCGGAGUAUGUGGAGUUUCGAAAAGAGAGAGCAAAGAUGUUGAUCUCAAGGAGGAACCAGCUUCUUCUGGAGUUCAGCUUCUGGAAUGAACCCCAACCAAGACCAGGACCAAACAUCUACGAGAUGCGCACCUAUCACCUGAAGCCAGGAACCAUGAUCGAGUGGGGGAACCACUGGGCGAGGGCCAUCACACACAGACAGGAGAACAACGAGGCAGUGGGCGGCUUCUUCUCACAGAUCGGUGACCUGUAUGUCGUUCAUCACUUGUGGGCUUAUAAAAACUUCGAGUCCCGAGAGGAGACAAGAAACUCAGCCUGGCUCAAGGAUGGAUGGGACGUGAAUGUGUAUUAUACAGUUCCUUUGAUCAGAAGUAUGGAGUCUAGGAUAAUGAUUCCCACCAAAACUUCACCGUUACAGUGAGAACGUGACUGAACUGCGAACGGCUCAUUGUCCUCAACUCCCUGAUCUGUUUGGUAUGACCGACUGCAGCUGUUUUUAAUCUGCCACGUGAUCUGUGUCACUUAAAGUAUCAGUAACAGUCAUCGAUGCAGUGUUCACAAGCAUUUAUUAACGGAGCCUUGAACAAAAAAAAAAUCUCCAGAGGUUUAGGUCAAGUACGUGGGGACGAAGAAUGAGAACGUGACCCAAUGUGUUGUAGAUUGAUUGAAAAGAGUGAGGUGUGGUGCAUUACCUGCAUUUUAUUUUUAUCUGGAAUUACUGUAAUAGACUUUAUUUUUCUUUCCCACAGUGAAAGAAUUAGACUCCGCCCAGAUUUUUAUGAUUGCACUUUUAUGACCACAUAUGACUUAUAAAUCACAAAUGAGAUCUCUCCAAAGAUUCACUACAGCGUCGGUGAUUAAAAAUAAAAGCCUACCUCAUUCUUAGAUCAUAGAAAUAUCUAGACAUUUCGCUGAUUUAAAAUUCACAGUUAGAUGCAUGUGAAGUGCCUAGCAGGAGAAAAAUUGUAACUUCUGGUAUGAAGUGGUCAGUAUUUUCAAAAUAAAAGUUGACUAACACAAGA